This is a messenger RNA of Prorocentrum cordatum, 1323 nucleotides long. Lineage: Eukaryota; Dinophyceae; Prorocentrales; Prorocentraceae. The record is from the annotation of a GenBank genome assembly.
AUGGCCUGGAGGAUUCCCAUUGCGGCAUGCAGCUGUGCCGUUUCAGUGCAGCUUGCCAGCUCACUCUCCCUGAGUAGGCCAACAGAUGGCAACACCAGGCGGGAAGCAUCGGAUGCCACACUCGACCUCGACGAUGCGAUGUGUCAGAACCGAACAGAGGACGUGAUGGAAAGGAUGUGCCUCGACGACGACUCAGAGCACAGCAGCAGUAGAGAGCGCCCUGUUUUCCUUCCGUGGAUGUAUACAGCAUGCGCAAUGAGCAAAAUGCCGCCUGACACCUACUCCAUAAGGCCCCCAGUCUGGAAAUACUGCCGGGUCCUCGACGGGGGUGAAAAUUGUGACGAUCCGACCAGCCUCGUGGUGCAUCCCAAUCGCGGCUAUCAUCGCGGUAGAGAGCCGACGUGCGGGGGCGCCACUCCAGCGCAGAAUAUGAGCUUGAAUGUUUUCUGGAGCGUCGGCGAAUCUGAUAGCACGAUGGAUCGCAAGAUCCGUGAUCAGCUGGCGAUGCUUGACUCGUCAGGUCUAGCCGUCGCGGCAGAGAGCGUCAAUAUGGGAGUGCACGAUUAUUACGGCACAUCAUGGCGCAACAGAUUCCGGAGCGACUUCAGCGGCACGUACUCAUGGGCCGACAAGGUCAAGGACAUCGAGCUCCCCGCCGAGAGCGAGCAGUGGUGGCAAGAGACGGGCGAGCGCUGCGAGAACGGCAUACAUCAUUGGACAACGCCGCGACCGCACCACGAAUUCUACGUGCUGGAGGGGCUCUGGGAGCAUUGCCAGCAGUCCCAGAAUCCCGACAGCGACGCCGUCCUAUACCUGCACACUGAGGGACGGGAAGGGGUCCCCGACGACUGGCCCGACAUGAGCGGCACCAACCGGGGGCACGUCGGCCGGAUCCAGCAGCACUUCCUGGUCAGCCACUACCAGGACUGCGUCGACCACCUCAAGUGCGGCUCGAGCACGUGCGGCCCCUUCUUGCUGGGCCCCGAUCGGUACAGGUUCAGAUGGCCGCACUACUCCGGCAACAUGUGGUGGGCGCGGUGCGACUACAUCAAGUCGCUUCCCAGGCCGCGUGCCAACGAGAACGAGGUCAGGGACUACGGCCACAGCCCGACCCUGAACCCGUACUUGUCCGACCCGCCGCGGGGCCGCAAGAAGGCCGAGUGGUGGCUCCUGGGAACAGACAGGCAGUAUUCGACGACCCGUCAUUUCAAGAAUUGCUUCGGAGGCAACAUCAGCCUGACGAGCAAGAAGGUCGGGGCCAAAGGGGUCUGGGAGUGCUUGAUCGCGUGGGACCAUGUCUCCUCAAAGGACCUGCGAUGUUAA